UUCGAUGUGAACUUCCAGCACCAUGCCAAACCUGCUUUCAGCCCUGCACAAGAAAAACAAACUCCUUCUUCUUCUACUUUUUAUGGUCUUCAGCGAGCAGGCGACAGGCUCCUUGCUGGAAAGUAUAAUUUCUAAACGCACGGAGUACAAGGAGAACUGUAACAGAACCCUGGCUUCUACUCCAUUCCCAGCAAAUGGAAACUACUGUAAAGGAACUUUUGAUAAGUUUGUGUGCUGGCCCCAUUCAUCUCCAGGGAAUGUCUCUGUCCCCUGUCCUCCCUUCCUACCAUGGAUCACAGAGGGUGGUAACAGGAGAGCACAUCGGGAAUGCUUAGAGAAUGGGAGCUGGAGGCAGUUGGAGAACUCCACAGAUCCCUGGAGAGACCAUUCUGAAUGUUUGGAACACCAAUACUUCAAAGACAUGGAGGAUCAAAUACCUCGCGACUCUGCCCUCAGGCUCAUCUCUGUCAUUGGUUAUUCGUUGUCGCUAGUGUCCCUCUCUCUGGCCACUCUGCUCAUGGGAAUGCUAAGGAAGCUCCAUUGCACCAGAAACUACAUUCACAUGAACCUUUUUGUGUCAUUCAUCCUGAGAGCUGCGGCCAUCAUUUCAAAGGAAAUUAUCUUCCAGCUCAUGUAUUCCAAUUCACCGGAUGACGACCAUGGAUGGAACUUCUAUAGCUCAGCUAUAGGACUACUGUGCAAAUUCUCCAAAGUUUGCAUGGAGUACUUCGUGGCAUGUAAUUUCUUCUGGCUCUUGGUGGAGGCCAUUUUUCUUCACACACUGCUCUUCACGGCUGUGCUGACCAAGAGAUGCCUGCUGAAGAAAUACCUGCUGCUGGGAUGGGGAACUCCUGUCCUGUUCGUGACUCCAUGGACAGUCGUUAAAAUUGUAUAUGAAAACACAGGGUGCUGGUCAAUCGUGAACAGGUGGUUCUGGUGGAUAAUGAAAGGCCCGAUUACUUUAUCAGUUCUGGUCAUUUUCAUUAUAUUCAUCAAAAUUCUGAAGCUGUUGUUGUCCAAGCUGAAAGCCGAUCAGGUGAAAUUUACCGACUACAGAUACAGUUUAGCCAGAGCAACGUUGGUGCUGAUUCCCCUGCUGGGACUCCAUGAAGUUGUCUUCCAUGUACUAAUAGAUGAAUGUGUGGAGGGUAAUAGUCGCUAUGCACGCAACUUUAUCAACCUAACCCUAAGUUCCUUCCAGGGCUUCCUGGUUGCUGUGCUUUACUGUUUUGCUAAUGGAGAGGUCCAAGCUGAGCUGAAAAAGCGCUGGCAACUGUUUUUGUUCACGAAUCACUUCAAGGUCCACACCUGUUUUCGUGGCACAAAUCUCAAGAACCUUUGGAAAUGUACUCGACGGCAGCACAGAAAGCGCUCUCGACAGUUUGAUUCUUACGGCAGAAACACCACUUUGAUGGCUCGCCCACAUCUCCUUCAGGUGGCUGUGCAAGGAGGAGUUGGCCCUCUUGGACGGGGACAGAUUAGAGGCCAUGGACUCGAGGGCUUUGAAUCACCAGGGCUUGACUUUCUCACCAGGAAGAGUCUCUCCAGUAGCGAUGGAGAGAUGACCCAAGGGGAGACCAUGGAGGAGAUCCUGGAGGAGAGCCAGUUCUAAACCCAGUUGGUUUAUAGGUAAAAAUCAAAACUAGUGGGACUGAGAAAAAUUAAUAUAUUGGUUUCAGUAGAAGCAGUCAACUUUAGGGCUGGAGAAACACCUUAUAUUCUACCACGACAUGGACCCCAGGAAUUAUAUUAAUGGGAGGUUUGAUAUAGUAAAGACUCUAACCCCAACUGUAAUCAUUUGUAAAAGAAAAAAAAGUAAUGAUAUUUCCAUUAAGAUAAGCCCUGCUUCACAAUGACUAGAACUUUUACCCAUAAACCACUUAAUAUAACCACUGCUGUGACAGUUUCAUACCCCUCACCCACUGGCAGAAAAACUUCUUUAAACCAGGGAACAUCUUCUUUUAGUAGCAGUGGGAACAGCUCACUGACUCGUGUCUAUCCAGGUCAAACAACUUAGUAAGCGACCCACAUUAAAAUCACCUCGCUCUGAUCGGCAUGCUGUGGGAAACCAGAACCGGGUUGACUCGCUAAUUUACAUGACACCAUUAAUCGCAACGUACGAACAUCAACACACAUCUAACAAGCCCAAAUAACUCUGUUUACAUUUGAUAAACAUGGUGCAGCACUGGUGAGAGGGAUUCAGACAGAUCAGAAGCAAAACCCUAAAGGACACUGACUACGCCCUGGCUUCCUUACAUUGUUUACUUUCCUGAUUUCUUUCGCACUGGUGACAUCAUCAACACUAACCAAGUGUGAUGGUUUCACCAGACACGCAGCCACGGGGGGACAGAAGCCAUGCAGCUUGCCAGCGAGGGGUUAAACCCAGCUUUUUUCGCCAAUGGGAAGGGAGCCAAAUUCCGAUUGUUAGUGGGUCGACCCAUGUUUGAAAAUCCUGUGUUAACCUGCAACUUUUAGUGGGAAAGAGGCGUCAGUAUCGGUUAUAAUAGAACACUGCUCGAAAUCCCCACCUCCACCUGUAAAUCGUUCUAUGACUAGCCCCCUAAGUUUCUUUGAAAAGCAAAUGGGUGUUCACACUGAAUGCAGUGCUUGAUCUGGUAUUAUUUCUAAUGACAUUUUAUUGCUGCGCUGAACAAAGCACAUGUGAAUCCCACUGUUGUGUGAGUCUUCUUGCCCAGCAUGGUCAAAUUCAAAUUUGACUGCAGCCCCCGAGCGGCAAA
Messenger RNA from Cyprinodon variegatus (sheepshead minnow), 2738 nucleotides. RefSeq names its product glucagon-like peptide 2 receptor (gene glp2r). Gene Ontology annotation, biological process: adenylate cyclase-modulating G protein-coupled receptor signaling pathway; cell surface receptor signaling pathway. The transcript has 13 exons. The record is from RefSeq and is a predicted model, not a curated record. Lineage: Eukaryota; Metazoa; Chordata; Actinopteri; Cyprinodontiformes; Cyprinodontidae. The coding region runs from base 23 to 1612 and encodes 529 amino acids. Gene Ontology annotation, molecular function: glucagon receptor activity; peptide hormone binding. Gene Ontology annotation, cellular component: plasma membrane.